AUGGGUUCUCUUGGGUCAGGUCCCUGGUUCACCAGGGAACUUGAGCAUUCCCACAGACUGACGAAUGAAAAAACAAAGGAGUUUUCUUUCUUGGUUUCAGAAACUAUGGAUUGGCUAAAUGAACAUAUGUUAGAAGUUUCGAAGUUACGCUUAGAAGGAGACCUCUAUACAUUGGCUAAAACUCCCAACAAAAUUAAAGAAAAGUAUACUACUCCAAGGCUAAGCCCAGUUCGACGAUGUGAGCUUCCUACGCCUAGAAUGCAGUUGUCGUCAAUACAGCAACAAUUAGUAGAAGCUGCAGAUAGUAAGGUCAAAGCAAAGGAUAGCUACCACCCAGAGGAAAAGAACGUGCAGCCUACUUAUACAACAGAAGAGCCAAAACCAUCUGAAACUUAUGAAGAAAGCAACCAGGUUUCCACGUUACCAAAUUUGCCCUCACCCGUCCUCGAUGUGAAGCGAGUAGAUUUGGACCCUGAAACUAAGGAUACCGAAAGGGUAACAGAUACCAAAAGAGAGGAUUCUAACCAAGUUCCUUCACCUUCUUCUAAUACUCAACAAUUUACUGAAUGGGAUAUUCCACUUCGUGAACCUUCCCCAUCUCCUACGAAGCCCUCCGCAAGUCCAAGUAAACCAUUGCAGAAUAGACAUCCGGCUUAUUCCUUCGUUCAUUUACCAAAACGAGAGGAAAUUUUAAGGCGCCCUGCCUCUCUCCAAAACAGAGCUGACUCAACCAAUUCUUUUCUGCAUCAACUUAAUCGGCGAUUAACAAAAGAAAGCUCCUCGAACCCGGCGAGUUUCGAAGCAGAAUUUGCAAAUUCAAACACUCAGGUUCCUCCAAAACAAAGUUCUUCUCUCACUAGCCCUUCUCGACUCAAACGAUUUUUAUCCUCUAUUACAUCUGGGAACAAAGAUGACUCUAUUAAACAGGAACAGGAACGUAUUACGACAAAUCAAAUAUCAUUGCCCAAACAAAACCCGCAUAAGCGUUCCUCAGAAGUUGCUGCUAUAGAGGAUAAUGCCCACAAAAACAUGACUAAGCAAAGGAAAACCUCUCCUGAGAUGUCGUCUUCUAAAGAGUUUAUAAAUGACAAGCAAUUUUCUAAAAGCAUCGGUGUACCUUCAAGGUCGGAACGACCUGCAAGUACUUUAGUUCAGGAUGUUCCGUAUCGCGAUGAACAGAAACUUGACAAACAAGUGGAUGAGUUCGUUCCUUUAACGAAAGAGGAAAAAAGCCCUGUAAAGCCUAAGUCAAAAUCUACGCCAAUGCUUGAGAGGGCUGAAAAACUCCGCCAACAAAUUCAAGGAUUAGCCGGGAAUCGGACAGAGGAACCUUCAACUCCUCCAGGAAUGAAAAGGCCUGUUAAUGCUGUUCUUGAUGCUGCUAGAAAUUCAGCUGCCAAAGAUUUGCAACUAGCAAAGCUUAAACUUGGAGAAACGAAGCAAGAUUCUCCGAAGAAUUCUAGUAAGUCUCACGUUAAGUCUGAAGUUCCAAAGAUACCUUCCAUAGCUCCAUUUACAAAGCUAUCAACUAAAAACUCUAUAACUCAACAGAAGGGUACUUUGAUUCCAUCCCACUCUAACUCAAAUACGCAUGAGAAUGCAGUUGAAGCACAUGAUGAAUCAAAUACUGGCUCGAAUCCUAAAACGUCAGAGAAAUCACUUGAUGUUGCAAAAGAAAUUCGUAAAUUAACUGAAGCCGGAUAUCUGUCCACUAAUAAUCAACGACCAGUGGCUAUUCGUGUCGCUACGGCUUCUCAACGUGAAUUGGAGCAAACUGAAAGAAGAAAAGCUAAAGCUAAUUUAUCUUCAUCUUUAAUGCAAAUCGAACAUAAUAAUGCUGAUAAAGAUUUACCAAGGACUUCAUCAUCUCUAAGCACUAAUUCUGAUAAUAAUCGACGAUUUAUACCAAUGCGUCAAAUGAAAACUUCAAGUAAUUUGAAGUCUGACAAGCCAUCCGAAGAUCAAAGUGGAACAAGAAAGUCGUUAGAAACAAAUGUUAAAGAGGAGCCCAUUCAGUCACAAGUACAACAUAACGCUGAUAAACAAGAAAGACUGGGCGCUAAACGCUUCGCGACAGGUGCAACCGGAUCAAAUUGGAAUAAUGCAAUGAUAAAAAGACAGGAAGAGUCGAGACGGCGUAAGCUUUUAGCAGAAGCAGCGUCUUCUAAAUCUAAACCCGGACUGACAAGAGUUACGUCAAAACCUACACUACGUCCGACUCGUGAAUUACUGGAAGAUAAGUCUUUGGCCCUACAUUACUCUGGUUCCAAAAAAGUUGAAGGUGAUACGGUCACAUCUGUACCAAUUUCAGCCAGCAAUCAUAAACCAAUUAAUGAAUCUCAUACGAAUGAUGAAACUGAGGGAUCGCAAUCUCAGCCAUCUAUGCUAAAUAAAACAAGCUUCAAGCCUCAGACUUUGAAAAGUUUGCGCCAUAAUUUUCCUCCACCCACAAAACCUAAUGCUAUAAAAGAAAAGGACUCGGUAACUAACACAACUCCUCUAGGUAACAGGAAACCGGUGAAUUCUUCUAACAUCGACCCCCCAACUGACAGGAAGCUAUCUGGGUCUCAAAAACUGCAAAGAUCACCGUUGCUUAAAACUCCCAAAACUAGUCAGCCUGCCGGUUAUGGAUCAUAUUCUCCUAAUGGAUCUUAUGAAUUACCCGACAUCGAUAGUGACUACUUAGACGAAAGUGACGACGAAGAAAGAAAGAAAAAGAUUAACUUACCAUCGUGGGCAGAAUCACCUGAACUUCGAGAGCAAUUGAAGCGACAGCAAAAGUGGGAUCCUGAUAAGAUUUUUGGAUCCAUAAAGCCUUUACAUAUGGACGAAUUAUUUAAAUCCAAAGAUCGAAAUAAGCUACGUUUUCGACCAAGGAGUUCAUCCGCCGACUGGUCAUCUCAGGAUAGGCUAACGCAAGCGGAAAUCGACAGCUAUAAACGGAAUAUGGGAUAUUUAUAA
Molecule: messenger RNA, 2961 nt
Organism: Schizosaccharomyces osmophilus
Lineage: Eukaryota; Fungi; Ascomycota; Schizosaccharomycetes; Schizosaccharomycetales; Schizosaccharomycetaceae
Gene: pic1
Product: chromosome passenger complex subunit
Exons: 2
Coding region: 1-2961 (986 amino acids)
Source: RefSeq, a predicted model, not a curated record